Molecule: messenger RNA, 1124 nt
Organism: Musa acuminata AAA Group (dessert banana)
Lineage: Eukaryota; Viridiplantae; Streptophyta; Magnoliopsida; Zingiberales; Musaceae
Exons: 3
Coding region: 106-954 (282 amino acids)
Source: RefSeq, a predicted model, not a curated record
UCUAUAACUCACGCAUGGCUGACACGCACUUUCUCCCACCCUUUGGACCAUUUCCCUUUGAGGGGUACGGUGGUUCGCUUUCCUUGCUUUAACCUCCCAACUGAGAUGCCGAGAAGCCAGUGUGAGAUGGGAGAAGAAAGAUCGAUGGGCAGCGGUGGCAGUGGCGAGCCGACGGCGGCCUGCUCGACUUCGGCGGCGGCGUCGCCGACCGGGGUGAAGAGGGGCAGAGACCCCGAGGAGGAGGUCUACCUGGACAACUUCCAUUCGCACAAGCGUUAUCUCAGUGAGGUACCACCAUCACCACCGAUAAUGGCUUCCAGCCUUAAUGGGUUAUCGGUUGAAGAUUCUUUAGCUGCUGAGAAUCUCAUGGAAUCUCCGGCCAGGUCUGAGAGUGCUUGUUACCCAAGGGAUGAGAUUGCCUUGCAGUACUCUCCAAUGUCUGAAGAUUCAGAUGACUGCCGUUACUGCGAAACCCCAUUGCACACCACAAUUUCACAGUCCGAUGCCAUGAGCAGUCCCACUAGUCCGGUCUCACCACACCGCCAUCAGAAUCCUUUCUCGACAUUCGCCACAGCCACCCAAUACCCACUCAAUACCUGCAAUGUUGCUGCUGUCAUGUGUUCCCAUCCACGCCAACGUGGGUCAGACUCGGAAGGCAGGUUUCCUUCAUCACCGAAUGACAUGUGCCACACAACGGACCUAAGGCGGGCUGCGCUUUUGCGCUCGGUGCAGAUGAGGGCACAGCCACAUUGUUCGGUGGCAUAUGAGUUGCCGUUCAGCAGCGGGCAAGAGAACAUGCAGAGCACCGAACCGGGUGAAGACCGAUCCUUCUCCUGUGUAAAAGGUCUAGACGACGAGACAUGUUAUCAAAGCACUGAGAAUGAAGCGGACUAUAUUGAGGAAUGCUCGUCGUCGUUGGGACGUCUUUCGGAUUCCAAGCUUGGUCACAAAUAGGUUUAAGACCACACAAAUAGUUGCUAACCUGUUAUCUAUCAUGGCUUUUCUCAGGUUUUGUAAUUUGAUUAUAAAUCAGUCUUUUUUCGUUUGUACUUAGGACUUGUGUUGAUAUUAUUGAGGGUUUUGGCAUAUCUCCUAAAUUUUCAGAUGAUCAAACAUAUUCCAUA